Penicillium brevicompactum is the source of this 897-nucleotide messenger RNA. RefSeq lists its product as uncharacterized. The transcript has a single exon. The coding region runs from base 1 to 897 and encodes 298 amino acids. Gene Ontology annotation, biological process: protein phosphorylation; mitotic DNA damage checkpoint signaling. NCBI's taxonomy places the organism in Eukaryota, Fungi, Ascomycota, Eurotiomycetes, Eurotiales, Aspergillaceae. Gene Ontology annotation, molecular function: protein serine/threonine kinase activity; ATP binding. Gene Ontology annotation, cellular component: nucleus. The record is from RefSeq and is a predicted model, not a curated record.
AUGGCGAUUCAUCCAACCUUGGUACUACCUACUGGGGCAAACUUCAUUGCCCUAGGUCAAGCAGGGGCUGUAUUCCAUGAUGACAAUGGAAUCGUCAACAAGAUCCCUAUCGUCCAUGAUUUCACAGGAUGUGACGAAGCAGCCAUCGUACACCAUCGUCAUCUGGAAUACAUCUCCGAUGUGUGUAUCACUCGCGAAAAGCUCAUCUACCAAACUUUACCCAAGAAUUCAAAUAUCCUUGAUUGUCUCAAAAUCUCAGACUGCGGACUCUAUUUCCCCUACCACCAACUCGGGGACCUGCGUACCUAUCUAUCCGAUCAUCAAGUCUCACAAGGCACACGAGGCCGUUGGAUAAAAAAUGCUAUCGACGCUAUCGCAUUUGUCCACAGCCACGGUGUUGUCCAUGCUGAUAUUGCGCCACGAAACUUUCUUGUUGCGGAUGACUUAUCUCUAAAGCUAUGCGACUUUGCUGGCUCAGUCAUUGUAGGGGAUGAUAUGGAGAGCUGCGUUGCGGAAGAGGAUAGAUACCGCUUAGCACCAGGAUCACCUCGAUCCUUUACAACCGAUUUGUUUGCUUUGGGGUGCCUGAUCUAUGAGAUCUCUAGUGGCAGCCCACCGUACGAUGGUAUUGAUACUGAAAAGGUCACUGAGCUUUAUGCUAUCAAAAGAUUUCCCAGCUUAAAGGGUCUCAGAUACCGCAGCCUUAUUAAGAACUGCUGGAAUUCCACUUACACAACCGCGAGCAUGCUUCAAGUCGAUUUUGAUCACUACGAACAUGAUAACGGUCAAGCUCCUACAUUUAGUCUUUGGGGUCGUGGUCUUCUGAUGCCAGCUUUUUGUACGUUUUGUUUCGGUUCCGUUAUUUUCCUAGCUUACCAGAUGCGGACUUUGAAAUGA